Miscanthus lutarioriparius is the source of this 702-nucleotide messenger RNA. NCBI's taxonomy places the organism in Eukaryota, Viridiplantae, Streptophyta, Magnoliopsida, Poales, Poaceae. The record is from the annotation of a GenBank genome assembly.
AUGCCUUUUGAGCCUACCUCGUCCAUUUGGGAAGCAAUUCUUUCCGGUUGCCGGACUAGUGGAGAUAUGGAACUUGGUGCUCAUGCUGCAGACCAGCUCUUUAAGAUGACACCACAGCAUGAUGGUACAUAUAUCCUUUUGUCUAACACUUACUCAGCUGCAGGAUGUUGGGUAGAUGCUGCCAGAGUAAGGAAGCUAAUGUGUGAUCGAGGGGUUAAGAAGGAACCUGGGUGCAGCUGGAUAGAAGCUGGAAACAAAGUUCAUGUGUUUCUCGUUGGUGAUACAAAACAUCCAGAAGCACAUGAAGUUUACAAAUUCCUUGAAAUGGUUGGUGCCAAGAUGAGAAAGCUCGGAUAUGUUCCUGAUACAAAGGUUGUAUGGCAUGACAUGGAGCCUCAUCAGAAGGAACAUAUAUUAUUUGAUAGUGAGAGACUGGCGGUUGGUUUUGGACUCCUAAAGUUGCCUCCUGGAGCUACGGUUACAGUUCUUAAGAACUUGAGAAUAUGUGAUGAUUGUCAUGCUGCAAUAAUGUUCAUGUCAAAAGCAGUCGGAAGGGAGAUUGUUGUUAGGGACGUUAGAUCCAUAAUGUCAUGGAAUGAUCUACUGAAUGCCACAAUGAUGAACCAUGGAAUUACAUCGUCAGCACAGAUAGAUGACAGAAAAUGCACGAGGGGCAGGGACCAAAUCACAACAGCUCUCUGA